Molecule: messenger RNA, 1462 nt
Organism: Ahaetulla prasina
Lineage: Eukaryota; Metazoa; Chordata; Lepidosauria; Squamata; Colubridae
Gene: NFKBIL1
Product: NFKB inhibitor like 1
Exons: 5
Coding region: 237-1283 (348 amino acids)
Biological process (GO): negative regulation of toll-like receptor signaling pathway; canonical NF-kappaB signal transduction
Cellular component (GO): nucleus
Molecular function (GO): protein binding
Source: RefSeq, a predicted model, not a curated record
UUAAAGGAGAGGGGUGGGAGGAAAAGGAAGGAGAAGAGGAAGGAAUUAACUGUCCGGGAAUCCAGUAUGAAAAUAAAGAAAAGUUGCAUUUCAACGAACUAAAUGUGCAGCACAAAUAAUGCCGUGCUUUUAAUGAGCACCCACCGGACUUGCAGAAAAAUAGCAUGAAUGUUUGAUCAAAACUCACUAGCAGAGGCUUAUUGGUGAACAUCUCCUUUCGUUGCCCAUCUGGUUCCAUGGCAUUAAGGUACCAGCGCCGCUUAUGGCGCUACGUGGAACGCGGCCGCCGUCGCAAGCUGCACAGGCUCCUGCGGCAUCACAGAGAAGCCUUGGACCUGGGCGAAACGAAGGGACACAAAAACCACACACCUUUGCAUCGAUGCUGUGCCCUCCUGGACCACAAAGCUGCCGUCCUUUUGCUGAAGUACGGGGCAGACCCCACUCUCCCAGACCACCGUGGAGACACAGCUCUGCAUUUGGCUGCCCGGCACGUAGCACGUGGAGGAGAUCAUGCUUAUGAAGACCUGUUUCUACCUUUGCGAAUCCACUGUCCAUCUGCCAUGAGCAUCAAGAACAGAGCUGGGAAGACCCCUGGAGACCUCUUGAACACGACAGCAGAAGAUAAAUGGUGCCCUGAGGAAACACUUGAGGAAAAUGAGGCAGAAUGUGAGGCCGAGAGAGAGUGGAGAUGCAAGCUUCUCAAUGAAUAUGAGGAUGAGUUUCAAGAGACCCCAUGGCAGCAUGAAGAUUUCUCCACUGGUCCCAACUCAGAAACGUUCGAGGAAUGGGCUGAUCGCAUACACCAAGAAUACGGGCAAAAACGUAGGCGAGAAGAGGAACAGCGUCACCGGAGGCCUAAAAAAGAACCUCCAAAGUCUUCCGUUCAACUCCAGCGCUUCCUGGAACAAGAGCAUCUGGAGUACCUAAAACGUGCCCAAGCCAAGGAGGAGGAGGUCCAGGCAGCCAAGAGAAGACGUUACGAGGAAGGCUGCAGCCGCGUCUUCUCCUCAGACAGUUCACGUCCAUUGUGUUACAGGGACAUUCCCUGGCCGAGCUUGGCUGGGACUCCUGAGGAAAUGGCCGCCGCAGCCCUUCGUGGUGUAGAUCCGUCAGACAAAAGCGCUUAUCGGCGGUUCCUUCGGCGUCAGCAGGCUUUGUGGCAUCCGGAUAAGUUUGCACAACGUUGCGGCACACGCUUGGCCGAACAGGAUCGCCGUCAGAUCUUGGACGCUGUCACGGCGUUGUCCCAAGCUUUCAAUCGCUUGGCUGAAGCAGCCAAAUGAAACUUGCUGCUUGUCGACAUCGGUAUUUCUCGGCCUCAGGUACUUCAAGGUGUGUGGACUUCAACUCCCAGAAUUCCAUUCGGCGUACCAGCUGGGGAAUUCUGGGAGUUGAAGUUCACACAUCUUAAAGUACCUGAGGCUGAGAAACACUGGUCUACGUCAGGGGUCUCCAACCUUGG